GCAGUACGGCAUCUCUACCCUAUUGACUACAACCCCCACAAUUCCCUUCUCAGCAGUGGCCCGCUUGGCCAAAGCGGGAGAUUAUAAACACAGCCUGGCUCCGGGAAUAAGGAAUUCCCUGGUAGUGACGUCACGAGCCCGGCAUCAGUCUGAUGAAUGAAGUCGUGUUUCCCGCUGCAGCAGCCGCUCCGCUCGUAUCCAGGGACGUGAAACAGGGAAUCCUAGUGAUGUCACAAGGCCGGCCUCAUCCCCUCGUGCUCCCAACUCAUUCACCAAUCGGAUGGCAGCACAGGUGAUUCCCGCUACAGCAGCCGCCCGAUCUCCACCUUUAUAUAGAAGAAUAGUACCCAGGGGAGCAUCACUGAGCGCUGGAGACAAAGGGACUGGCUGCACCGGGCGCACAGAAAGGAAAUCCAGCAGGAGCCAUGGACUGGAAGUUAGAAAAGAUUUCCUCCCGGAGAGUUAGAGGAGAGGAGGACAUGAUGUGGGAGAGUAUCAUGAAAACACUCGGGAGAGACCUCAAGUGGAGCAGAAAGUACAACAUGCAGAAAAUGAACAAGACACCUGAUGGAAGAAGCUCAUAUUCAAGAUUCAAAAGAAGCAUCAUGAAGCGACGUGCUUGCCAUGUUCCUUUUGCUAGUAGCCCUGUUUCCACAAAAUGGUGCCAAAACAUGGAUCAAAUGCAGAGAACGGGCAUUUCUUCCUCACCAUCUGAGGAGUAUUGCCAGAUACCUGACCCACUGGUUCUACUUCCAUAUCUGACAGAAAUCCCUGUUGUGGCCAUCCGUGACUGUGAUCAGAAGCUGGACAGUUUGAAGGACAUCUCUACACCAAAACGUACACAGAAAGUGUUGAAGAAACUGCUAAGUAAGACCAGGCUAAGGUUUCUUCAGGAGCAGAACAUCCUACAAACCGUGGAAGAGCACAAACCUGGUCCGUCUAUUAGGUGUGACAACAACAUGCAGAUCUGUGAAAAGGACACAUGUACAUGGAAAGAAUGUCUACAAAUGAAAAAAAAGAAAAGCUUGGUCCAGAAAACCCAGAAGGACAACAUCUGCUCCCGUGCAGUCUUACAGCCAGAGAUUCAACUCCAUAUCAGUGGCCUUCAUAAUGACUACUAUCUAAAUCUGCUUGACUGGAAUUCAGAAAAUCUUGUUGCCAUUGGGCUAAAGUCAACAGCAUACAUAUUCAGUGGGGAUAACAGGACUGUAACUCAAAAAAUAUAUUUACCCAGCCCAGCGACAUAUGUAUCAUCGGUAUCCUGGAUUAGCAAUGGAACGUGCCUGGCAAUAGGAACUAGCAGUGGAGAAGUACAGCUGUGGGACAUUGAAACACAAAAGAGACUGAGAAAUAUGCUGGGACAUAUGUCAGUCGUGGGAGCCUUAAACUGGAAUCAUCACAUACUUAGCAGUGGGUCACGGCUUGGGCAUAUACAUCACCAUGAUGUUCGAAUAGCUGAGCACCAUGUUGGAACAUUGCAGCACAAGCAAGGCAUCUGCAGUUUGAAAUGGUCGCCAUGUGGCAGCAAAUUAGCUAGCGGGUCAAGUGAUGGGGACCUCAAUAUCUGGCCCUGUGAUCCAGCAGGGGAGACCAAACCUUUGCUAAAUAUGCCUCACCCCACUGCUGUAAAGGCUAUGAAUUGGUGCCCGUGGCUUUCUGACACACUUGGCGUCGGUGGAGGUAUGAAAGACGGACUCAUACGUAUCUGGGACACAAAAUGCGGAAAGAAUAUUCAUUCUGCAAAUACAAACUCCCAGAUCUGCUCCCUGCUUUGGCUGCCUCAGACUAAAGAACUGCUUACUGGCCACGGACCCAGCAGAAAUCAGAUGACUAUCUGGCAAUAUCCUUCUUUGUUAAAAAUGAAUGAUUAUUACGGGCACAAAGGAAGAGUCCUUCAUCUUGCGUUAAGUCCAGAUCAAAGGAGGAUCUUUUCAGCUGCAGCAAAUGGAACAGCCAAUAUAUGGAAAUACGGCAACUGAGAGGAAACAAGAACCCUGAGAGUUUGUUAAACGAGACAUACAGAGAACAGGCUUCUUUCUUUGAUAUACUUAUGCUGAUAUAGAAAUACUUUUCUGAUGCUUUUAUAGCAGCCUUACAAAGGUCUGUAGCAACUUCCUCAUCAGUAGAAGAGGAAAUCAAGUACUGUACCUAUUUAUAACUAGAUAAACAGUAUUAUAAGUAAUUUCUUUAACCUGUUCAAGAGAAAAAGAGUGUAUGGUAUUUGCAGGGGUCAUUUACAUUUCCCAAGUUGCAAGCGCUAGAGCAUUAAGGGGUGCAAGUGUGCAAGGCACACGGUUUACGUGCUUCCCCUGCCUGGCCCUCUUAAAUAAAGCUCUGCUUUUAGAUUGAAAGAUCUUGGGAGCAGGACCCUCUGAUGAAAUUUUUAUUCUGUAACCCUUGUUUGUUAAAUUAUUGUAAGUUUCCUGUUAUAAAUUAAUGUAAAGUACUGUGUAACUAGCUGGAGCUCGCUCUAUUUAAAUUGAUGCUCUGAAAGGGAAUACAGACGGCUAUGUUCAUUCUGGAACAGCAAAAAUGCCCAUUUAAGGACUUUUUUUGCACUUUGCACACUGUGUUCUGCUGCAUAAACAACCCCUAUAAUCUCCUAAACACAUGACCUAUGUGGUCAUAGGCAAGGGGGCACAUUUACUAAAGUGUGAAUUGUCUCUUCACCUAACUUCACCACGUUUCGCCUCACUUCACCAGGUGUAUUUUCACAGCGCAUCUCCACAUUUACUAAAAAUAGUAAUUUCACUAUAGAAUUGUGGUAAAUGUUCUCCAGUAUAUUUCCCCAUACAAUAGUAGUAGUAGGGAAAACUCUUUAGAGAAUUUUCUCUGACAAAUUUUCACCAUGGAGAAAAGUAGCAUGGAAAGGGCAAUGUUGAUUGUGAUUUAAAAGUGGCUGCUAAAUCUUUAUAAUGGGAUUUCGCCAUCCUGAACCUGGUGAAAUACACUUUCGCACAUGACCAGAUUUUCGCUAGAGAAUUUUGUUGCGAAACAGUGCGAAUGUUCUUAAGCUCUGAGGUUUUUUUUGCUUGCGAAUUGUCCUCUUAGCCAUUUAGUAAAUAGGCGAUGUGGCAAAUUGUCUUUUUGGAGAAUUUUCUCUAAACAUCGACAGUUCGUUCACCCUUUAGUAAAUGUGCCCCAAGAACUACAUUCAGUGGCAGGUGCAUGCAUUAUAAAGGCUGAUAUCUGUGGCAUCUCUAAAACUUUUAUCUAUCUCACACUGGGCAUUUAAACCAAAAGAUGUUUCAUAGACUAAUCACGAAGAGGCUAGUCACUCAGUUUCUGACCUUUUAUUCUUAAAGAGUAUCUAAACCAAAACAAUGAAUUGAUCUGAACUUUUGGAAUUAACAUACAUUUUCUAAAUUUAGUAGUUUCUCAGCUUUAUACCGUUUUAGACUGCUAAUAGCUGAACUUUGGCUUGACAGACUUCUUUAAAGUCAGAGUGUCAGCGACCCUAUCUAUGCACUUUCUAUAAGCUUCCGUUAUAGCCAGUUAACUAGGCUUGCUGUCCAGAGAGACAUGUUGAGCUAAAACUUGGUAUUAACAGUUUAAACCUGCUAUUAACUCUGAUGUGGCUAAUAAUUGGCUAAUAAUAAAAAAAACAAAUUUGCCCAGAGAAAAGUAAUUUUUCAUCAGUCACAAUUUUGGUUUACAUCCCCUUUAAGGUGCAAUUGAAUCACUACAAUCUCUAUGCUACAGAAUAGGGAUGCACCAAAUCUACUAUUUGGGAUUCGGCCGAAUCCGUGAAUACUUCAUGAAUGAUUCGCAGAUUACCGAACUGAAUCCGAAUCCUAAUUUUCUUAUGCAAAUAAGGGGCUGGACAGAGAAAAAGUGGAAAAAACUGUUUUAACUUCCUUGUUUUGUGACAAAAAGUUAAGAUUUCUCUGCCCGCCCCUA
Molecule: messenger RNA, 3900 nt
Organism: Xenopus laevis (African clawed frog)
Lineage: Eukaryota; Metazoa; Chordata; Amphibia; Anura; Pipidae
Gene: cdc20b.L
Product: cell division cycle 20B L homeolog
Exons: 12
Coding region: 426-1979 (517 amino acids)
Biological process (GO): positive regulation of anaphase-promoting complex-dependent catabolic process; anaphase-promoting complex-dependent catabolic process
Cellular component (GO): cytoplasm; anaphase-promoting complex
Molecular function (GO): ubiquitin ligase activator activity; anaphase-promoting complex binding; ubiquitin-protein transferase activator activity
Source: RefSeq, a predicted model, not a curated record